Molecule: messenger RNA, 2564 nt
Organism: Quercus robur (English oak)
Lineage: Eukaryota; Viridiplantae; Streptophyta; Magnoliopsida; Fagales; Fagaceae
Product: protein SEEDLING PLASTID DEVELOPMENT 1-like
Exons: 9
Coding region: 327-2402 (691 amino acids)
Molecular function (GO): ATP hydrolysis activity
Source: RefSeq, a predicted model, not a curated record
CUGAAAAAAUUGAAGAAAAUUAUACGCCAAACGCCAAAACAGGGAAAUGGCUAAACACGGCUCUUCUUCUUCAAACAUGUGUGGUUCGCAGCCCCACGUGGUUCAACUUCAACGUUCAACCAAUUAUUGCCCAAGCUAAACAGUUAGCUAACUUGUUUUCCCUCUCUCUAUUGGCCCCACCCUCCCUCCAAUCCCAGAGGAGAUCCUUUCGAAUCUUCUCUUCAUCCAAAUUCUCUGACUGUUCCUUCUUCUCUUUAUCCAAACUAACCAGAAAAAGAAAAAAAGAAAAAAAAAAAAAAAACAAUUACACAAAUUUUUUUAAAGGAAUGAGAGCUUUGAAUUCACAUUUGGUGCUGAUUGAUCUGCACACAUCAUGGCACUCAGCGAACCAAAUCCCAACUUCGACUCUCACGUACCUCAAGAACUCCUCAAACUUCAUCUCCGCUCUCUCUUCGUCAUUUCGUCGAACAUGUCGCGCGCGUCCCGUAAUAGCUUCGUCGUCGAGACCGGCGGCCCCGGAGAUCCGUAGACCGUCCGAUCGUUUCUUUCCCGGAAAUGGGUCGCCGUCGAUUUCGCCGAAUUCGGCCUCGACGUCGCGAUCGUCGGAGCUCGAGAUGUUUCUCGAGUUGCUGCCUCAGAGGAUGAGGGGGGAGCUGUUUCAGCACGAGGAGAUUGGGGAGCUUAUUGAGGUUGUUAUGGAUUUGGGAAGGCAGCCUCUUGCGAGGUUUCCUUCGGGUGAUUGGGUCAUCUCGGAGCAACCCGUAAAGCAUGAAGAUCUAAAGCACGCGAUAUCUAAGGUUGGUGAUUUUUCGGAUGACAACCGUUCGGGUAUUAAUAAUUCUUUACAUCGUAUAAGUGCUAUUCGGAAUCGGAAAAUGCAAAUCAUUGGCCUCACUUGCCGGGUUGGUCGUGCUGUAUCCGGAAGUGCCGGGAUAAUACGUGACUUAGUUGAGGGGGGAGGUUCCAUCUUAGUCAUAGGUCCUCCUGGGGUCGGCAAGACAACCUUGAUCAGAGAAAUUGCUAGAAUGUUGGCAGAUGAACACAGGAAGCGUGUUGUUAUUGUGGACACAUCUAAUGAGAUUGGAGGUGAUGGAGAUGUUCCUCAUGCAGGAAUAGGUCGUGCAAGAAGGAUGCAAGUUCCUAAUGUUCAUAUGCAGCAUAAUGUUAUGAUUGAAGCAGUUGAAAAUCAUAUGCCUCAAACCAUUAUAAUUGAUGAAAUUGGAACUGAGCUUGAAGCACUGGCAGCCAGUACUAUUGCUCAAAGAGGAGUCCAGCUAGUUGGAACGGCACAUGGAAUGACUAUAGACAACAUAAUAAAAAACCCCUCUCUGCAGAUCCUUGUUGGUGGCAUAGAGAGUGUAACUCUUGGAGAUGAGGAAGCGAGGAAGAGGAAAGUGCAGAAGACAAUUCUUGAAAGGCAGGGGCCUCCAACAUUUACAUGUGCUGUUGAGAUAAUAUCUAAAACUGAGUGUCGUGUUCAUCACAGAUUGGAUGCCACAGUAGAUGCCAUCUUAGCAGGAAAAUCUCCUCUCUUCGAAAUCCGUCACAUGGAUGCUGAUGAUAAUGAUUCUCUGAAGUUUACUCUGUUACCUGAAAAAAGCCAUAUAGAAGAAUCAAAUAUGAAUGAUGGUAAAGAUGUAAGUUCUGACAUAGAGUCUGAUGAGGAAGAAGUAGGUCAUCCACCCAGUUGGUCUAAAAAACAGAGCACUAGUAUAUAUGUGAAGAAGCGGAGCUCACCAGUGUGUGUCUAUACUUACAAGAUCCUUGAUGCUGAUCUUCUACAAGUAGCAACAGUAAUGGGGCUUGAGGAUGAAAUAGAUGUAACUGAUGACAUUGGAACCGCAGAUGCAAUUUUGGCGUCCAGUUCUGAAAUGAAGCAGAACCCAUGGAUCCGUGGUAUAGCAAAAUUCCAUCAGUUGCCUGUAUUUGUUAUCAAGUCAAAUACCAUGGCACAAAUGGUCAAGGCAGUUCGCAUGAUCUUUGAAAUGGAAUCAUUUUCCUCAGUAUCAAAGCAACCAUUCAAUAAUUUGUUUGACAUUGAAAUUGAAGAUGAUGCCCCAAAAAGAAAACCAUCCCUAGAAGAGAUUGAUGCAUUGGAGGAGGUUCGACUUGCAAUUGAGUAUAUUGUGAUUCCUGGUGGAGAACCAGUGGAGCUUCUUCCUAGACGCUCUGAAAUUAUUGCCCGGCAGCUUGAGCUUGUGGAAAGCUAUCAGUUGGCUGCUGAGAACUCUGGUACCGAGCUUAAUCCAAGGCUGCAGAUUCUCCCUCAAAGGUUAAGCAAGAAAAAUUUACCCAAAUCCCCUAAAUCUCAUUCAAGUGUUCGAAAAGAAGCAGAUUCUACACCAUUAACUCGCAGUGGCAGAGGUACAAGUGUUACUAGGCUGCCCCUUUUGCCCGAAUAAUAUGACAUGUCUCCAAUUGUAACACAUUCAAUCAUUGGUUGACUAGUGUGUCAUUUCACGCACACGUGCAAAUUAUGUAUCUCAUACCAUGUAAUUAUUUAACUGUCAAAUAUGUAAUGCAAUUUGUAUUCAUUUCCCAAAUAUGAAAUGCGCUUUUUACCC